Messenger RNA from Tupaia belangeri chinensis (Chinese tree shrew), 3144 nucleotides. It is a transcript of the gene AOAH, whose product is annotated as acyloxyacyl hydrolase. Lineage: Eukaryota; Metazoa; Chordata; Mammalia; Scandentia; Tupaiidae. Bases 341 to 2173 code for a protein of 610 amino acids. Gene Ontology annotation, molecular function: calcium ion binding; acyloxyacyl hydrolase activity. Gene Ontology annotation, biological process: lipopolysaccharide catabolic process; negative regulation of inflammatory response. The transcript is spliced from 21 exons. The record is from RefSeq and is a predicted model, not a curated record.
AGGUUCCCGCGGUUUACGGUCUCUGCUUCUGUUGCUGCCACUGUGCAGUCUGGCGUUUCCCUUUUCCUGCAGUUUUCAGCUCAGAAAAACUACACUACACAGACCUCCUCCAGCUCUUCCCAGACCCAGGCCCUGAGGCUGGCUCAGGGUCCCACAUAGCAGGUCGGGGGCUGGGAGUCUGUACGUUAAUUUGCUUCACACCUGAAGGACGUGUGUGAGAGAGGGGAGUGCGUGCAUCGGAGCCAGGAAGGGACAGGGAGACCGACCGCCAGUUCCGGCCUCCGUUUCAGCACCCGUCAGCCGCAGCUCCUGCAGCCUGGGGGCUCUCGUGCACACUCAGAUGAAGCUCCUCCAGGAAAUCCUGCUGGCGGCCCCUCUGCUCUUUCUCCUGCCCCUUCACCCCUUGGCUUCUCCAGCCUACGACGAGCCACCAGGCACCAGGCCCUCCAACAGCCACACCUGUGUUGGGUGUGUGCUGGUGGUAUCGGUGCUCGAACAGCUGGCUCAGGUUCACAACUCCACGGUGCAGGCCACAAUGGAGAGACUGUGCAGGUACCUGCCUGAAAAACUGUUCUUGAAAACCACCUGCUAUUUAGUGAUCCAGAUGUUUGGCCCGGACAUCGUAAAACUGCUCACCGCAGGCAUGAAUGCUGAUGUGGUGUGUCACACUCUGGAGUUUUGUAAGCAGGACGCUGGCCAACCACUGUGUCAUCUCUACGCCCCACCCAAGGAGCCAUGGAGGCAGACACUGGAGAAGGCAAGGCAACUUGUGGAGAAAUCCCCAGCUCUGAAACGUCCCAGAAGCGGUUCUGAUAUUUGUUCACUCCCGUUUUUGGCCAAGAUCUGUCAGGAAAUUAAACUAGCUAUACAAAAUUCUGUGCCAUUCAAAGAUGCAGAUUCAGACAAAUACAGUGUUUUCUCAGCGCUGCGUGGCUACCACUGGCGAGGGAGAGACUGCAAUGACAGCGACGCGACGGUGUACCCGGGCAGAAGGCCGGACAAUUGGGACGCCCAUCGGGACUCAAACUGCAACGGCAUUUGGGGUGUUGACCCAAGCGAUGGAAUUCCCUAUGAGAAGAAGUUCUGUGAAGGUUCGCAGCCCAGGGGGAUCGUUUUGCUGGGCGACUCGUUUGGGGCUCACUUCCACAUCGCUCCCGAGUGGGUCACGGCUGCGCAGAUGUCUCUGAAUUCCUUCUUCAACCUACCGACGGCUCUUGCUGAUGAGCUCGACUGGCCCCAGGUCUCUGGCGUGACUGGAUUUCUGAGCUCCAUGAGCGGAAUUAAAGAAAAAUCUAUUUACCGCCGACUACGGGAAAGGAACCGCUGCAAUCACAGGGACUACCAGAACAUUUCAAGAAACGGUGCAUCUUCCCAGAACCUGAAGCAAUUUAUAGAAAGCUUGUCUAGGAGCAAACUGUGGGACCAUCCGGCUGUCGUCAUAUACGCCAUGAUCGGGAAUGACGUCUGCAAUGGGAAGCGGGACCCAGUCCCCGCAAUGACCACUCCCGAGAAGCUGUACUCCCACGUCAUGCAGACGCUGCAGCAGCUACAUUCCCACCUGCCCAACGGCAGCUCUGUCAUUUUCUACGGCUUACCAGACGGGACCUUUCUCUGGGAUAACCUGCACAGCAGAUAUCACCCUCUCGGCCAGCUGAACCGAGACGUGACGUACGCACAGCUCUACGCCUUCCUGAACUGCCUCCAGGUCAGCCCUUGCCAUGGCUGGAUGUCUUCCAACAAGACGCUACGGGCCCUCACUUCAGAGAGAGCGAAGCAACUCUCCAAGACUCUGGAGAGAAUUGCAGACAGCGAGAGAUUUACGAACCUCAAUCUUUUCUACAUGGAUUUUGCCUUCCAAGAAAUCACAGAGGAGUGGCGGAAGAGAGGCGGGCAGCCCUGGCAGCUCAUCGAACCCGUGGACGGAUUCCACCCCAACGAGGCACGACCUCGCCGACUGGGCUCCAUCGGCGUCCGCAGGGAGCGCGCAAAGCCGAGUCUGCGAGACCUGAGGAGCAGCUGCCUUGGAAGUCCUUCCCAGCCGCCCACACUUCCCAGCCCAAGUGACUGGACCCACACUGGGCCGUGCGGUUUAACAGAGUCAGAAGGGACGUGCACUAACGUAGGCCGGCUUGAAAUAUUUGAAAAACUUCUUGUGUAUUUUCUCCUUCCAUGAGGGAGAGGCGGGAGGACAAGGCCCCCAGUAGAGUCUUCAUGGCUCAGCACACCCCGAAGCCCCAGCCCGCCUCGGACCAUGGCACGCGCUUGCCUGGUCUGCUCGGAGACGUCUCCUGGGAACCUGGAGCUUCCCAGGCGCCCUGAGGGCUGGGUACCACUGCACCACCAUCCACCCCCAAAUGUUUUCAUGACUGUGACAUUUGAUUUCGAGGGAGCUGGUUUUCUCUGUAACCCUUAGGUGUUUCAUUCUUCGCAUUUAGAAACGUUAUUCUGAGAAGGGGUCUCCAGGCUCCCCCAGCUUGCCAAAGGGGGGCACAGCACGUAAAGGCUUCGUGGGGCAGGUGGGGGGUGCUUCCAGAGGGAAGAAGCCGCAGUCUGACCCGUUUGGAAGCCCAGGGUGACACAGCUGCACCCUGGCAGGUCACGGGGUGGAAGGCCCAGCACCCUCCCCGGCAGCUCCAGAGACAGGUCCCAGUAGGCCAGGGCCAUGUCCCCACUGCUCACCUCGAGGCAGGCAGGAUGUCUUUGGACCCUUUUCACGUGACGACAGUUUUCCAGCACCGCUCCAGCCCUGGCAUGCGUGGCGUGUGCUCGCUGGGCUGCGUGGCUUUCCUGAUGAGCGGCCGCGUCAGUAUGCUACUCACAUGCCGCUUUCUCAUUAAGUCCGACGGCAGAGUCCGCGCUUGCUGGGGGGUGAGCUCCCCUAAUCUGAUCUGGCAGAGGAUCCGGCAUCAGUGUUCCUGCAACUGAGAGCUCUCUUAAUCUGGUCCUUUGCUUGGGGUCAAAACGGAAGUGGGAGGGAGAGGUUGCUUUUAAAGCCUGUUUUCUGGGUCACUUCUUAAAUCUGUAGUAUCAAAAAAUAAUGACUUCAGGAACCAGCAGUUAGCGUAAUGGCUAUGUUGCUGGACUCCCACGUAGUCAACCAGUUCGCGUCCCAGACCUGGUGGCUUAGAACUCACGCCAGGCGUG